AUGGCCCGUUCCGAGAGCGACCCUGGCGAGAACCAGACCAUCUCCGGUGGGUUCAUCCUAGUGGGGUUUUCCUAUCUUCACAAGCUGCAAAUCCUUCUGUUUCUGGUGCUUCUGGUCACCUACCUGCUCAUUCUGUUGGGGAACCUGCUCAUUAUCCUCCUGAUAAAACUGAACCCCUCUCUCCAUACACCCAUGUAUUUCUUCCUGGUCAACCUGUCCUUCCUGGAAAUGUGCUACACCACCAGUGUCUUCCCUCAGCUGCUGGUUCACCUCCUGGUGGAGGAAAAGUCCAUCUCCUUAGUUGGCUGUAUGGCCCAGAUGUUCAUAAUCCAUAUAAUGGGCCUCACGGAAUCCUGCCUGCUUGCAGCUAUGGCCUACGACCGCUACGUGGCCAUCUGCCACCCCUUGCACUACACGACCAUGAUGAGCAGCCAGGUGUGUGCAUGGCUCAUGGGAGCUUCAUGGCUCAUCAGCAUCUCGGUGGAGGUAGCUCAGACCACGUGGCUCUUCAGCCUGCCUUUCUGCGGAUCCCACUGCAUCCACCACUUCUUCUGUGACGUCCCACCCCUGUUGAAGCUGGCCUGCUCCGACACAUCCAAAAACGAGAUCAUGCUCUUGACCGUGUCAGUGCUGUUCAUCAUGGGCCCUUUCUUGUUGAUACUCCUGUCCUACAUCCUCAUCAUCUCCACCAUCCUCCGGCUGCCGUCGGUGGAGGGGAGGCGUAAAGCCUUCUCCACCUGCUCCUCCCACCUCAUGGUGGUGACUUUCUUCUAUGGAACGGCCCUUUUUACAUACCUGGAGCCCAAAUCUAGCUCCAGCCUAGAGAAUGAUCUAAUGAUUUCCCUCAUAAAGACAAUUGUGAUAUCAUUGUCAAACCCCAUCAUAUAUACUCUGAGGAACAAAGAGGUGAAGAGAGCCUUGAGAAAAAUCUUAGAGAAGAGCCUCUUUUCACACAAUUGGAGAAAUUAG
Pelodiscus sinensis (Chinese soft-shelled turtle) is the source of this 969-nucleotide messenger RNA. RefSeq names its product olfactory receptor 10A4-like. Lineage: Eukaryota; Metazoa; Chordata; Testudines; Trionychidae. Gene Ontology annotation, cellular component: membrane. Gene Ontology annotation, biological process: G protein-coupled receptor signaling pathway. The record is from RefSeq and is a predicted model, not a curated record. Gene Ontology annotation, molecular function: G protein-coupled receptor activity; olfactory receptor activity.